Ictalurus furcatus (blue catfish) is the source of this 4289-nucleotide messenger RNA. It is a transcript of the gene dpp6b, whose product is annotated as dipeptidyl-peptidase 6b. The transcript has 26 exons. The coding region runs from base 576 to 3107 and encodes 843 amino acids. Gene Ontology annotation, molecular function: serine-type peptidase activity; dipeptidyl-peptidase activity. Lineage: Eukaryota; Metazoa; Chordata; Actinopteri; Siluriformes; Ictaluridae. Gene Ontology annotation, biological process: proteolysis. The record is from RefSeq and is a predicted model, not a curated record.
GAGAGAGAGAGAAAGAGAGAGAGAGAGUGUGUGUGUGUGGUGGUCACCGCAGUGUGCUUUGCGUGUGAGUGAUCACGGACCAGGAAUCGGGAGAUCAGACGGGCUCGAGCUCACUUCUCAUGCAUGUCGCGUCCCCUGCUGCAUCUGGACAUCAUCUCUCUCUCUCUCUCUCUCCACUUCUGCCUCGUGCAGGGACAUCCUUUUCUUUUUCCUCACUCUCUUUUUUUUAAUCGCGGAUCAAACAUCAGACACUGCUCCGUGCGCGCGCGCGUGUGUGUGUUGGAAAAUACUGUGCAUAUGCAUGAGAGAGAAGACCCUGAGAUGAGCAACGUGCACUGAAUCUAAAGCAGAGACUCGGAUUGGAUACUCGAGUGAUUGGAUAUUUAGAGGAACAAAAAAAACAACAACAACAAAACAGCAUUGCAUGAAUUAAACAGCGCGUGCAUUCGAGAAAGCAAAAGCAAGAAAGCAACAACAACUGAAAUGCACUAGCGUUUUUUUUUUAGUUUUAUUUGGAUUUGUUUCUCUCUCUCUCUCUCUCUCUCACGCGCGCGCACACACACACACUUGCACUCAUGGCUUCGCUGUACCAGAGGUUCACGGGGAAAAUUAACACCAGUGCAUCUUUCCCCGGUCCCCCGGAGGCCAGCCGUCUGCUGGGUGCGCGCGAGAAGGCGACCAGCACGAGUCCUGAGCCCCGGCCCGAUCGCCGACGCGGGACUGCGCGCGAGGACGAGGACGAGCUGGUGGGUAGCGCUCCUCCUCAGAGGAACUGGAAGGGAAUAGCCAUCGCUCUGCUGGUCAUCCUGUUCAUCUGCUCUCUGAUCAUCACCUCCGUUAUCCUGCUCACGCCACGUGAGGAUGACAGCUUGGCCUCCAAGAAGAAGGUCACAGUGGAGGAUCUGUUCAGCUCGGAGCUGCAGGUUCACGACCCCCAGGCCAAGUGGCUCAGUGACACAGAGCUGCUGUACCGUAAUCGGGAUGGAGAUGUGGUCAAGCUUGAUGUGGAGAGCAACAGCACCGAGGUUCUGGUGGAGAACAAGAUGUUUGAAAUGUAUAAAGCCAGCAAGUACCAAGUGUCUCCUGACCUGACUCACAUUCUGCUGGCCUACAACAUCGUCCCGCUGUACCGGUACUCCUACACAGCCUCGUACAUCAUAUGCAGCCUGAAAACUCCGGAGACGGAGGUUCUGUCUGCUCCUGAAGUGCAGAACACAACGCUGCAGUUUGCUGCAUGGGGUCCGAAAGGCCAACAACUGAUCUUCAUCUUCGAGAACAACAUCUACUACCAAGCCACCGUGAAGGACAAACCCAUCCGUCUGGUCACUACAGGACGAGAGGGCGUGGUCUUUAACGGACUCCCUGACUGGCUGUACGAAGAGGAGAUCUUCAGGUCCCACACCGCACACUGGUGGUCCCCGGACGGCCUCAGGCUUGCGUACGCCACCAUCAACGACACUCUGGUGCCCAAGAUGGAGAUCCCCAUGUUCACGGGCGGCCUGUACCCUGGGGCUCAGGAGUACCGCUACCCUAAAGCUGGAGAAGAGAACCCUGAGGUCUAUGUGUCGGUGGCGAGUCUGAACGGGCCGCUACACACGGUCCGAAUGAAGAAGCCCGAGGACCCUAGGAUCGGGAAGGAGUAUUAUGUCACCAUGGUGAAAUGGGCCACCAGCACCAAACUGGCGGUCAACUGGCUGAACCGAGCGCAGAACAACUCCAUCCUCACCCUGUGUGAAGCCACCACCGGAAUCUGCACCAAGAAACAUGAGGAUGAGAGUGAGAGCUGGCUGCACAGACAGAAUGAAGCUCCGCUGUUCUCCAAAGACGGCCUCAGGUUCUUCUUCACCCGUGCAGUACCACAGGGGGGUCGAGGGAAGUUUUACCACAUCUCCAUGUCCACCUCACAGCCCAACAGUAGCUCAGACACGCUGCAGUCGUUGACGUCGGGUGAUUGGGACGUUACAGAGAUUUUAGCGUACGAUGAGGACACACAGCUGGUAUAUUUCCUGAGCACAGAGGACAACCCGAAACGACGUCACCUGUACAGUGCUUACACCACAAGCUCGUUUAACCGCCGCUGUCUGUCCUGCGAUUUCGGCUGUGGCUUCGUCAGCGGCGCGUUCAGCCCCGGCGCAAACUACUUCCUCCUCAACUGUAAAGGUCCCACAGUGCCCUACACGGCCGUCUACAGCACCCGAGACCGACUCUAUGAGAAGCUGCUGGAUGUGGAGUUGAACGAGUUGCUGAACUCCACCAUUAGCUCCAUGCAGAUGCCCAGAGUGGAGUAUCAGGAAAUCACCAUCGAUGAUUACACUCUGACCAUCCAGAUCCUGAAACCUGCGGCAUUCACAGACACGGCACAUUACCCCUUACUGCUGCUGGUUGACGGUACCCCCGGUGGUCAGAUGGUGACGGAGCAGUUCCAGGUGGACUGGGCGACGGUGUUGGUGAGCUCCUACAGCACCAUCGUAAUGCGUUUUGAUGGGCGGGGCAGCGGGUUUCAGGGCACCAACCUGCUGCACCGGAUCAAGAGGAAACUCGGAGAGCUCGAGGAGAUCGACCAGCUGGAGGCACUUGGUAUCAUCACUAAAGAGUCGUACGUCGACAAGACAAGGAUUGGAGUGUACGGACGGGUGUACGGCGGAUAUCUCGCCAGCCUCCUGCUGAGCUCCGAGGACUCGCUGUUCAAGUACAACUUUAAAUUUAAAUGUGGAGCAGCUGUCUCGCCCAUCACCGAUUUCAGCCUAUAUGCCUCGGCGUUCUCCGAGCGUUAUUUAGGAUCUCCUCGAUCCAAUCCAAGAGUGUAUGAGAUGUCGAGUUUAGCUCAUCGAGCAGGUCAGCUAGAGGAUAAGAGUUUUUUAAUUAUUCACCCAACAGCUGACGAAAACGUCCACUUCCAGCACACGGCUAAAUUCAUCAACUAUUUAAUAAACCAAAAGGGCAAUUACACACUGCAGAUCUACCCUGACGAGGGGCACUUGCUGCAUUCGGAGGUCUCUCGGCAGCACCUGGAUCAGUCGCUCGUCAACUUCUUUGACGUGUGCUUCAGGCCACCGGAGAUCAUCACCGAAGACGAGCUGGAGCAGGAGGACGAGGACGACGGCUAAAACGGCUGUGUAACACAAACUGUGAUCAAAUUUGUUUCCCUAAAAAAAUAAAACCUGCAUCAUGUAAUUCUUCUUCUUCAACAUCAUCAUCGUCGUCGUCUUCUCCAUUUGGGACGGAGCAUCUGCAUGGACCAAUCGCAUCUCGCCUCUGAAAACGGAACGGUCUGACAGAGGGACGAGAGAGCGAGCGAGAGCUUCUUCCUUCCUCACUUUCCUCCCUGAUGAAGCUGUACAGCGCCCGCGUGUGGACUGAGCCGGUAGUGACGCAUCAGCGCGCUGAAAACAGAAACUAAGCCGGAGGAUGAAUAUAGCACAAGACCCUGUAGAGCAGUGCGGGAGAAUUAGACAUUAAAUAGCACUGUUAAUAUCCGCUGUUACGGAGCUUAUGACCGUAUUUUCCAGACUUUUAAACUGCGCUUGUGUAAUUAUCGUGCUUGUUAAAUGUUAAAAUCGCGGCAGAGAUCGCUAAACUGUAGCGAUCUUAUACAUUACAUUGAAGGGAACAUUUCUGCAGGAGCAAAACGUAACUAGUGUUCAUGUUUACCGCUAAGACAUGGCCGACGUUCUCAUUUUUACUUUUGCACUAAAGCUACAACGCUCACGUUAGCCAUCAAGUCCAUCUCACCUAAACUCUUCGACUUUUAAAUAAAUGAGUGCGUAUACAGCGAAUUUAGUGUCAAAGUCGAAUGUUAUCGUUCACAUCGCUACAAUUCCGUUCUUUCAGACUUUGUUAGGUGGGGCCUAGAGGGGCAGAGUCAUAAAAAACAGCACUAUUGAACAACAAUGCUGACUGCAGUGUGACAAAAUGGAUCACAGUCCCGUCGCCUUGUUCUCUACUGGCUCAUGAAUUUCAUCUGAAAAAAAAAAAAAUUUCGCCAUAGCGACAGGUCGUAAAUGUAACAUUACAGCGUUACAGCUACGCGCUAAAAUUAAAAGCUUGUUUACAGAUAUAGACGAAGUCAGACUUCACCUCCCCGAUUGCUAUGUUUACCCCGCAGCUUCCGUGCAAAACCAACAGACACGUUAGUACAGUAAUGACUCGUAUUCUGGAAAAUACGGUAAUAUCGUGUCUCUUAUUUAAAGUUAAAACUGUUCAUCGUUCCUUGUUUUGUCCUUCAUCCUGUAACAGGCCAGCGGCUUUAAUGAGACACUUGGUAAUAAACGGCUCAGAAGCAGCUUUCA